Molecule: messenger RNA, 2271 nt
Organism: Plenodomus lingam JN3
Lineage: Eukaryota; Fungi; Ascomycota; Dothideomycetes; Pleosporales; Leptosphaeriaceae
Source: RefSeq, a predicted model, not a curated record
AUGCGGCACAAUGGGCUGUGCCCUUUCCUGAAGCCCCUCCAGCGCCUUGCGCGGUGCCCCAUGCCUUUCCCGAGCCCUGUGGCCAGCUUGCCGCCGGCUUCAACCAGCUCCAGGUCGGCAAGACAUGGCUCCCAACCCACCACCACACGUCCCUCCUCGAGCGGCGGCGAAACCCACAUGAUGAUCCCACGAUCGCUUGCCCCGGCAAGACGCUCCGAGUCCUACUCGCAACCAACACCCCUCGAAGAGUUUCGCAAGUCGAGACGAUGGCCGCCAGCUGGCUACCGACAAGACGAUGCGCUGACGCCGGAAGAGGCCGAGGAUUUGAUCUGUGCCGGCGCAUCCACCUUCAAGGGCUACUUGGACAUCAUACACAAUGCACCAGAAGGGUACGAGCGCUACUAUGCCGUCAUGGAGUCGGAGCAUCAAAGCCGGACGGACCGCUCACCGUUCCAGCAGCCAGCCUAUAGGGACAUGUCACUCAACAUGACGGGUGCAUCAGACAGUCAAUUCCCAUGGCUGUCACAAGAGCAGCCUUGCAUGGCGUACGCCUUUGGAAAGAGUGCUGGAACGACUACGCUGAAUUACUCGGUCAGCAAGUCUAGCCACAGCGUUCCGCCCACCAAGUUUGCCGGCGAAACAAAACCACGCAAGAUCAAGUUUCUGCAAAUCCUUGACCGGUUGCAGCAGCUUGAGAGUGGGCUCCAGGAAGAUGAUCCCGAAGAAAUGUACAGGUACCUCUACAGUACUCUGAUUGAAGACCCCGAUCGAUUUGGUGACAAUCGACACAUCGAGAUUGACCAGCAAAUCGCAGACUUGAUCGCAGUGUUGAGCAGUCCGCAGUGGAAGGAUUUCUCUCUGCCCAAGAACCAGGUAAUUGCGAAAUUCUUCGAUGCUGCAGAUCAGCACAAGAAGCAAGAGUUCUUUCAUCAGUUGCUUCUUUCCGUGGAACUCUAUCUUCGGAUACAUUCCAAAAAGCACACAGACAAGGCAAAGCGAAAGCUCAUCAAACAACUACCGCCCAUCAUCACAUGGGACCUAGCCGUUGCGCAGCGUUGGCUUGAGAAUAUGGAGAUUACCAAGGAACGUGUAUCCUCUACCUCAAGCACCUUUAGUUUCGAACUCAAGAGUAAGAAGAGACAAAAGGAAGCUUUAAGAUACUUUGCAGAAACACUCAAGUGGCCCAACAUUGAUGAGGUGGAGUAUAUUCUUGACGAGCAAGAUGCGGACGAGAAGGCGGUUGAGGAUCGCUCCGCAGACGCCAUGUCCUGGUUUUCGGGCAUCAUACUGCCGGGCAAGACACUGCCGUGGCUCAUCAUGAACAGUUUGAUUGACUGCGAUCGUAACACAGGAGACGCUCUGAAAUUUCUUACACACAUGCAACCCGCAUCUGGCUUCCAGUACCGCGCCAAUACCUAUUGGUCCUCGCAAUGCAUUGUUGGCAAGGUACUGGGAGCAGCACGGGGUGUCAAGCAAAUCGCUGGCUGGAUAGGCCCAUGCAUAUACACUCCCGAUCUUAAGCGCACAGAAUGUGUAAGGGUCAAGCAACGAGAAUCGUCUGACCCACGGCUUGCUGCCAUCGACGUAGAAUCUAUGGGUGAGCGGACCAAUCCUCUGGGCUCGAUUGAGACGAGCUACCCGAUAGAUGACUAUGAGGUUCCCAUGCCAGACUUGGAAGAUGUUACCGAUUUGAUCCGGAUCGAGAAGCUGAGCUUUGCACCAGCCAAGGAUCAACCUUCCUCUACGCGGCAAUUGCCUGGCGCGCCGCUGUUGUUCGACGCUGCCAUUUACUUUGCAUGUGGUGGUACGAGUUGGCCGAUGAAGCUGCGAUAUGAUGUCGACUUCAUUAACGCCUUCCCGUGCCAUCAGGGCCCACAUGUCCUUUUUUACGACUUUGCUUACACUGCCAUCAAGAUUGACGAUGGCCUGGUCGACAUCAAAGACUGGGACCUUCAGUCUGGCCGCACUUCCCGCCCCAACUCGUCCAAAUCGUCUCCGGGAAAGAAGGCACUUACGAUAGGUCCCAUCAAAACAGCCCACGAGCAAGUCACCAAAGUGCUAGCCAUUGAAGCUCUCGGCGUUAGCGAUAACGAAGUCUUUGCGCGAGCGUGGUGUGCCCAUCAUGGCCACAGUGCAGUGAUAGCAAACAUCAAGGAGACGUGUAUGGCAUGUGCCAUCCGCGAGGCAUACGCGGCAUGUGUGUCUGUGGUCAUAUUGACCGAAGGUGGAAUUGAGAAAGAGAAUGAUACGGAAUUUCUGGGAUACUUUUGA